This is a messenger RNA of Chrysoperla carnea, 2532 nucleotides long. It is a transcript of the gene moody, whose product is annotated as G-protein coupled receptor moody. The transcript is spliced from 7 exons. The record is from RefSeq and is a predicted model, not a curated record. Gene Ontology annotation, biological process: G protein-coupled receptor signaling pathway. Gene Ontology annotation, cellular component: membrane. Gene Ontology annotation, molecular function: G protein-coupled receptor activity. Bases 307 to 1398 code for a protein of 363 amino acids. NCBI's taxonomy places the organism in Eukaryota, Metazoa, Arthropoda, Insecta, Neuroptera, Chrysopidae.
AACAAUACUUAUUUGAAUAGGAAAUUAGUUUUAGUGGUACAGUGUUGUCGACGAGAUGUGGGAGCUAGCCAAACAACCAACCCAUCCAUCAUCAUUGCAUGUGUAAAACGUAACUCCUGGUGAUCUUUUUAUAGAGAUAAUGAGGACGAACAAAACAAUUAUUAUUAUUAUAAAACUAAAUCAUUAAACAUUUGUGAAUUAUAUCCUAUAUAUUAGGUAUAGAGUCCCCUAAUAAAUAAUAAAAUAUCAUAAUAGAUAUUCCAGAAUAUAUCGCUCAAAGUGCAUCACUUCACCUAGACAGACACUAUGCAAAUAUCACCUGAAUUACAAGUGAAUUAUAAUAUUGGCUAUAAUGUGCCACAAAAUUUUAGUGAUGGGGGUCAAUUUCAAAGGUUUUCAAGAACCAUUUUAACAAUGGCAUCAGUUGCAACAAUUGCUCUAAUGGUUGUGGGUGUAUUUGGUAAUUCGUUAACAAUCAUUGCAUUGGCAAAACGGUCGAAAAUUCGUACAAUGGCUGCAGCUUUUAUAGUCAGUUUAUGUAUUGCCGAUUUAUUAUUUUGUUUCACCGUAUUACCAUUUUCUGCUAGUCAUUUUCUACAUGGUACAUGGGUUCAUGGUGAUUUGUUAUGUUCGCUAAUACCAUUUUUACGAUAUGGAAAUGUUGGUGUAUCGCUAUUAUCAGUUGCAAUGAUAUCAAUCAAUCGUUAUGUAUUAAUUGCAUGGCCACAUUUAUAUCCAAGAAUUUAUACACGAUGUACAGUUGCAUUUUUUAUUGCAUUCUGUUGGUUAUUUAGCUAUGGAAUGCAAUUACCAACACUAUUAGGAAUUUGGGGUGAAUUUGGAUACGACGCUCGUUUAGGAACGUGCACAAUUAAAAAGGAUGAACAUGGUCGAAGUUCCAAAACAGCAUUAUUCAUAAUAGCGUUUAUUGUACCAUGUCUCAUUAUUAUUGUAUGUUAUGCAAAAAUAUUUUUAGUUGUAAAAAAGUCACAUGCACGAGUUCAAAGGCAUACGAGUAGAACCACAUCAGAAGGAAAACGAAGUGAAUGGUCAGUUACAAAAAUGGUAUUAGCAAUUUUCUUAGGGUUUUUAAUAUGUUAUUUACCAAUAACCCUUGUAAAAGUGGCUGAUGAGAAUGUUACAUAUCCAGGAUUCCACAUCACCGGUUAUUUAAUGCUAUUUCUGUCAGCAUGCAUAAAUCCAAUAAUUUAUGUGACAAUGAAUAAGCAAUAUCGACAAGCUUAUCGUGAUGCAUUGAUCUGUAAAUCAAAUUCACCGCAACAGAAUACCGAUUUACCAAGUAGAACGUUAAUGUCCGUUGUAUUCGUACCAAAUCGUCCAAACCAGCAAGCAGUAAUGCAAAUUAAAACUAAUAAUAAUUCGGUUAUAUUAAAUUAGUUUUUAUGGAGAAAAUUUUACAGUACGUUAAUCACGGGCGUUGUUUUUAAAUCUGCAGAAUUACAGCCAAUCGGAAAACAUAUCGAUAAUAAUCAAUAAGGAAUCUUAUUUUCAAUUCUUCCCACGCUAAGAGACAGUAAUGUAAUAUGGGGCUUUAUUUUAUGGCAAAAUUAUUAGUAUAAUUAUUGUAUUUUAAAUAAAUACUGGUAGUUUUCCAAAUUUCAUACAAUCUUAUUUAAAAGAAAUUACAUACUUGAUACAAGGUUGCCAAAACUGUAUCUGUAAGUGAAAGUGUCUGUUCCACGAGUAAAAAGAACCAAAAAAUGAACACACGCAAUAUUUGACUAUAAUAAUUGGUCUUCCUAAAUAAAAAAAGAUUUGAUUUCAUUGAAAAAAAAUUUGGAGAUGCGGGGGAUCGAACCCCGGGCCUUUCACAUGCAAAGCGAACGCUCUACCACUGAGCUACAUCCCCUUCUAUUCGUACUUCAUAAAAAUGCAGUCUCAAGGCACUAGAGCAAGUUGCAACGUACUAAAAAGAUUUUUUGAUUAUGUUAUUUCAAAAAUAAAAAAGAAAUAAAAAAGUACGGAAUUUUCGAGUCCGAAACCUUGGAUCCAUCAAUCCUGGGAGAAAUCCCGACAGAGAAGCUGUGAGGUUUCUGCGUGGCGUCUGGCCUCGGCAGAAUCCUAUAGCUUCAUCUGAUUAAAAUAUCUGUUACUCGAAAACGUCUCGCCUUCGGGUGACUGGUUGUUCUCAAGGAGGACACAGAGGAACUAUUGGUCUAGGCUAAGGAAUAAGGAUCCAUUUGCGGUACCCUUCUUAUGUUUUAUUACUAUUAUUAUUAUUAAGUUCUACUAUUUCUUGAUCUAUGUAAACGAAAUUUGAAUCAUAAUUUCCAGUACGCGUUUUUCUUUAGUUAAAAUAUAUGCGAAUGAGAUUGAUUACUCAGAUAUGAUUGUGUGUUUAUGAAGUAAAUUUUCUUGUAUGAAAAUAAUUUAUAAUAAAUGUAAAUAAAUUUCAUCAGUGAUGAAGCCAAUUAAAGUACCUGUAAUGUAUAGAUUUAGUUUUAUAUUUAUAGAAUUUAGAAAAUUUCGAAUAUGUCGACGUUGCUCAUCAUUAGUGAAUUUAAUACCUUG